AUGGCAUUGAUUCGUGAUCGAAAGUCUCAUCGCCCAGAGAUGAGCAAAUGCCAUAAUUAUGACCUCAAUCCAGCAAGGUGGGAUACUUCUCAAGGGCGACAGAAACAAAUAUCAACACCAACUGCCAGCCAACCUAGAGAAAAUGGUAUCAUAAGAGGAAGGUCCCCUAUAGAAGAACUCAAAGUAUCUCCGUUGUUUGUUGUUCGAGUCCUUGCUGUAGCCAUGGCAAUUCGCUUCACUGUUAUCACAUUGAUGUGGCUUACCGCUUUCUUAACUUUCUUAUGCAACAAGGAAGUUCCAGUUUCCUCAGUAGAGGGUUACUGUGGCCCAUGCCCGAACAACUGGAUAUGUCACAGAAACAACUGCUACCAAUUUUUUGAUGAGAACAAAACCUGGAACCAGAGCCAAGCUUCCUGUUUGUCUCAAAACUCCAGCCUUCUGAAGAUAUACAGUAAAGAAGAGCAGGAUUUCUUAAAGCUGGUUAAGUCUUAUCACUGGAUGGGACUAGUCCAGAUCCCAGCAAAUGGCUCCUGGCAGUGGGAAGAUGGCUCCUCUCUCUCACCCAACCUGUUAACACUGGUGGAAAUACCAAACGGAUCCUGUGCUGUCUAUGGCUCAAGCUUUAAGGCCUACACAGAAGAUUGUUCAAAUCCAAACACGUACAUCUGCAUGAAAAGGGCUGGGUGAAAAUUUCAUUGACCAUCUCAGCAACAGCCAGGACAAGAGAACUAGUUCAUAAGAAACUGGGACUAAUAAGAGACUGAACAUAGGACGAACAUAAAACAGCGGGUCUGUGCACUCCACAGAGUGAUUAGUUGGCCAUGUUGUGUCCCAUAAAACAAUGGAAGCCUGUGGGGCCAGGGAUCCAUGAGACAGGGGGUAGAGGGAGCAGGAGGACCAAGAGUAUGUUUGAGACCUAUCCAAACCCUAGAAACCUUGUCCUGCCCUACUGGAGGAGGUCAUGUUGCCAAGUAGCCUCUCCCCUUAUAAGGUCAAGUCCAUCAGCACCUGGAAUUCCCCCUAGAUAUCCGCUACUCAAUUCCCAAAGGUUUAAAUAGCCCUUUCCCUCAAUUAAAUGAGCUAUCUCAUUCAAGAUGCCUCCAGAAAGUCUAGAGUCUAUCCUCAUAGUGUGCACCACCGCCUGAGGUCUUUUCACUCCUGGUCAUGCUUGCCUCAGUUCCCAUCUCGGGAUCUGCUGUUCUGAUCACUGGCUGUU
Molecule: messenger RNA, 1216 nt
Organism: Arvicanthis niloticus (Nile rat)
Lineage: Eukaryota; Metazoa; Chordata; Mammalia; Rodentia; Muridae
Gene: Klrk1
Product: killer cell lectin like receptor K1
Biological process (GO): positive regulation of natural killer cell mediated cytotoxicity
Cellular component (GO): external side of plasma membrane
Molecular function (GO): signaling receptor activity
Source: RefSeq, a predicted model, not a curated record